Messenger RNA from Lasiosphaeria miniovina, 495 nucleotides. RefSeq lists its product as uncharacterized. The record is from RefSeq and is a predicted model, not a curated record. The transcript has a single exon. Lineage: Eukaryota; Fungi; Ascomycota; Sordariomycetes; Sordariales; Lasiosphaeriaceae. Bases 83 to 403 code for a protein of 106 amino acids.
UGGAAGGUAAGGCAGGCGGUAGAUAUGGCACUCCGUAUUCGAACUUACAUCCACGUAUAGGCAAGGCAACUCAACUCUGCACAUGUACUCCGUAGUGCACCUGCUGGGGUUCUGUCCCAUUGCUAGCUUGCUCGGCGUGAACGUCUGGAUGAAAUUAGAACUACAGCUCAGUGCGGAGCACCUUGUAACCUGCCUACUUCACAAGUGGCGCGCUCUCAGUGUGCUGUCGGCGCGGGCUUCGAGAACAGUGCAACGACAAAGCGAAUAUAACUGCGACACUUUCUGCCGCCACGGCUACCUGACCUAUCGACGACAGACGCGCGCUGUCCAGUACUUCUAUGUAACCACUUUAGCCUUCACUCUUUCCACAGGUGCGAUGUUGUUGGGCAUGGAAAGCUGUUGACCCAUGAGCCAAAACAAGAAAGAGAAAAUCGAUGCAAGUCUUUUUUUCUCUUCCCUCGCACUCACAUCUCGACUGCAGCUAGCCAGUAAAAA